This is a messenger RNA of Amorphotheca resinae ATCC 22711, 1013 nucleotides long. RefSeq lists its product as hypothetical. Gene Ontology annotation, biological process: fatty acid beta-oxidation. The record is from RefSeq and is a predicted model, not a curated record. Gene Ontology annotation, cellular component: mitochondrion. Gene Ontology annotation, molecular function: enoyl-CoA hydratase activity. NCBI's taxonomy places the organism in Eukaryota, Fungi, Ascomycota, Leotiomycetes, Helotiales, Amorphothecaceae. The transcript has a single exon. Bases 115 to 963 code for a protein of 282 amino acids.
AGAAUACAACCAUCCAGAUAUCGCUAUUCAAUUUUCCUAUUCUAUAUUAUUACCACAUAUCACCACAUCCCUGUAACAGUCAUUUGGCCACCCUCUCCCAAAUUCCAAAAAACCAUGUCCACCCUCUUCACCACCCCACCACCCCCCCUCCAAAGCGCCAUAGCGACCUUCCCCCACCCCGCCGUCCUCCUCGUAACCCUCAACCGCCCCAAAGACCUGAACUGCAUCUCCACCCCAGGCCACUACGAGCUCGACGCUCUCUGGCGCUGGUACGACACCGAGCCAUCCCUGCGCUGCGCCAUCCUGACCGGCAACGGCCGCGCCUUCUGCGCCGGCGCCGACCUCAAAGAAUGGCACGCCUCGCAGUCAUCCCCCAAUUCCAAUUCCACUUCCAAUUCCGAGACCCGCCGCUCCAUGCCACCGUCAGGCUUCGGCGGGCUCAGUCGGCGCAGCGGCAAGAAACCCAUCAUCUGCGCCGUCAACGGCGCCUGUCUCGGCGGCGGCUGCGAGAUGAUCAUCAACGCGGACCUCGUGAUCGCGGAGCGCGGCGCCGUGUUCGGGCUCCCGGAGGUUAAGAUCGGCGUCGUGGCGCUGGCCGGCGCGUUGACGAGGCUGGUGCGCACCGUGGGCAGACAGCGCGCUAUGGAGAUGGCGCUUACGGGACGGCCGCUGGAUGCCCAGGAGGUGCGGGACUGGGGGCUGGUGAAUCGCGUGGUGGAGAAGGGGGAGGGCGUGAGGGAGGCGGUGCGGGUGGCGGUGGUGAUUGCGGGGAAUAGUCCGGAUAGUGUCAUUGUGAGUCGCGAGGGGGUGAAGAUGGGCUGGGAAGGGGUGGGGGCCGAGGAGGGCACAAGGUUGGUGUUGGAGAAUUGGUAUAGUAAGAUGGAUAAGGGAGAGAAUAUGAAGGAGGGGGUGAGGAGUUUCGUUGAGAAGAGGAAACCGGAAUGGGUUCCGAGUAAACUGUGAUAUCACUGAUAUAUUUUGUAUAUUUUAAAUAUAUGCAUCAUCUGACUCCU